AUGGUGUCUUUCGCAGACCUUGCACAGAUGACUAUACCACCAGCGAUCCUGGUGGAGCUUCAAAAUUAUACGACACCGACCGGCGUCGCUGAUUAUGCUGCUUUGGCAAUUAUCGCCAGUGUUUCAGCAGGAUAUUUCUCACGAGGGACUCUCUGGGACAAGGCGGAUCCACAUUAUCAUCUCUACUUCGAGCGUCCACAAUUAAAGAAUGGUAGCCAGGCUAGUACCAAUGCCAACAAAGAGACCAGGAAUAUUGCACGCAAGUUGGAAGAGGCUGGCAAGAACAUUGUCAUCUUCUGGGGGUCGCAAUCCGGUACUGCGGAGGGCUUUGCCAACCGCCUGGCCCGAGAGAUUUCCAUUCAAUGGGGUCAGGAAUGUAUGUCAGCAGACCUUUCGGAUUAUGAUCCAGUCACCAUCUCUGAGAUUCCGAAUACAAAGUUGGCCAUUUUCAUUGUUUCGACAUACGGCGAAGGCGAUCCAGCUGACAAUACCGCGGAUUUUUGGAGUUGGAUCACCAAGGCCGGCGGUAUAUCACUAGCCAAUCUUCAAUAUGCUGCCUUCGGCCUGGGCAAUACCAACUACAAAUUCUACAACAAGGUUGUUGAUGUUAUUGUGGAGGGGUUGGAGAAGUUUGGGGCCCAAGCCUUGAUGCCAGUCGGUAGAGCCAAUGAUGCCGAAGGUGCUACUGAAGAGGACUUUCUGGCUUGGAAAGAAGGCCUCUUUAAAGUAUUCAAAGAUAAGCUGGGCUUCAAAAAGGGUGAAGCAAAGUAUGUUCCAAGCCUAAAGGUCGAGGAAGAUGAGUCUCUGGAGCCCAUUGACCUUCACCACGGGGAGCCGAACAACCACAAUGAUACCGCCAAAGGAGCUGCCCAAUCUUCAGCCGUUCGCAGCUUGAGCAUUAUCAACUCUCGAGAGCUCUUCACCUCUUCCAACCGCAAUUGUCUCCACCUAGACGUGGAUCUCGGCAACCAGCCCGAAUUAACAUACAAGACGGGUGACCAUCUUGCCAUCUGGCCUGCCAACCCAGACUCAGAAGUUGAGCGUUUACUCAAGACCCUCGACCUUUCCUCUCGUCGCGAUGUUCCAGUCAUAAUCAGGCCCGUCGACCCAGCUACAAAGAUCACCCUUCCAACCCCGACGAGCGCCAUCGCCCUUCUCCGCUACUACCUGGAAAUCUGCGGCCCAGUCAAUCGAGACCAUGUCCGCGAUCUCGCUCAGUUCGCACCUACGGCCGAAGCGAAGACCUACCUGACCCAGCUGAGCCAAGAUAAAGACUUCUACGCAGAGUUCAUCAGUCGCACCCACCUGAACCUCGGUCGUCUACUACAACUUGCCUGCCCCAGUCAGACAUGGACGAAAAUUCCCCUCUCCUACCUUGUGGAAACCUUACCACACACCCGUCCUCGAUACUACUCCAUUUCCUCGAGCAGCGUAGUCUCACCCCGGAAACCUUCUAUAACCGCCAUCAUCUCUUCAACUCCGCUUCCAGGCAACCCAAACGAAUUGGUCCACGGCAUCACCUCAAACUACCUCCUAGCCCUCUCCCAACAUGCAAACUCCCAGCCCCAUCCACACGGCAUCACAUACCCUCUCAACGGACCUAGCAACGCACUCGAAGAUGGUGAUGGCCACGGCAAGAUCUUCGCCAACAUCCGUCGAAGCAAGUUCAAGCUCCCCAUAACGGCCAAGACGCCACUGAUAAUGGUCGGAGCCGGAACAGGACUUGCGCCCUUCCGAGCAUUUCUUUCCGAGCGAUGUCAGGUGCAGAAGAUUGGGAAGGAGAUCGGACAGAUGAUCCUCUUCUUCGGAUGUCGGGAUCCCGACGAAGACUUCAUUUACAGGGACGAGCUGGAGGCAAUGCAGAGUGCGCUCGGAGACAAGUUGCGGUUGAUAACUGCAUUCUCGAGACUUGAGGGUACGCCACGCCGAUAUGUACAGGACCGGGUUUCCGAGUUCGGGCAGGAUGUUGUCACGUUGAUUGAUGAGGGUGCUAGCUUCUAUAUCUGUGGUAGAGCUGGGAUGGCCCGGGAAGUGGAGAAGGCUGUUGGCGUGACGAUGCGGCAGGCUAAGGGGUGGUCGGAGGAUGAAUUCAACAAUUGGAGUAAGGUCGUUAAGAAAAAGAACAAGUGGCAGGAAGAUGUUUGGGGGUGA
Penicillium verhagenii is the source of this 2151-nucleotide messenger RNA. RefSeq names its product NADPH cytochrome P450 oxidoreductase family protein. Gene Ontology annotation, cellular component: cytosol. The coding region runs from base 1 to 2151 and encodes 716 amino acids. The transcript has a single exon. The record is from RefSeq and is a predicted model, not a curated record. NCBI's taxonomy places the organism in Eukaryota, Fungi, Ascomycota, Eurotiomycetes, Eurotiales, Aspergillaceae. Gene Ontology annotation, molecular function: NADPH-hemoprotein reductase activity; flavin adenine dinucleotide binding; FMN binding.